Gavialis gangeticus (Gharial) is the source of this 2868-nucleotide messenger RNA. RefSeq names its product cell division cycle 7 (gene CDC7). Lineage: Eukaryota; Metazoa; Chordata; Crocodylia; Gavialidae. The record is from RefSeq and is a predicted model, not a curated record. Gene Ontology annotation, molecular function: ATP binding; protein serine/threonine kinase activity. Gene Ontology annotation, cellular component: nucleus. Gene Ontology annotation, biological process: mitotic DNA damage checkpoint signaling; protein phosphorylation. The transcript is spliced from 12 exons. Bases 123 to 1814 code for a protein of 563 amino acids.
CGCUUCUAACAAGCGCAGGGAUUGGCUGCUGGAGGUCCGCUGGCAAAAGGCGGCAGCAGGCAAACGGAAAAAAGAGCAGCAGCAAGAAGCCGAGCGCGUCGCGGAGCCGCCAUACCUUUGUGAUGGAAACAGCACUGAAGGCUCAUCAGAAUGAGCAGCACCCUCAGCAUGCUGAAGACUUUCAAAAGAAACAUGAACAGAAUAGUAAACUCUCAGGAGUAAAAAAGGAUAUUGAAAAACUUUAUGAAGUAGUGCCACAGCUUGUAAAUGUUUUCAAAAUUAAGGAGAAAAUUGGAGAAGGUACUUUUAGUUCUGUUUACUUGGCCACAGCACAGCUGAAAGCAGGAUAUGAGGAGAAAAUGGCUUUGAAACAUUUGAUUCCAACUAGUCAUCCUCUACGAAUUGCUGCUGAACUUCAAUGCCUUACAAUAGCCGGGGGACAGGAUAAUGUCAUGGGAGUUAAAUAUUGUUUUAGAAAAAAUGAUCAUGUGGUUAUUAUUAUGCCAUAUCUGGAACAUGAAUCCUUUUUGGACAUUUUGAACACACUGUCUUUUGAAGAAGUACGAGAAUAUAUGUUUAAUCUGUUUAAAGCAUUGAGGCGUAUUCAUCACUUUGGUAUUGUUCACCGUGACGUCAAGCCCAGUAACUUCCUUUACAACAGGCGGCUGAAAGAGUAUGCCCUGGUAGAUUUUGGUUUGGCACAAGGAACCCCUGAGACAAAAAUAGAGCUCCUCAAAACUAUCCAGUCUGAAGGCCAGCAGGGAAGUUGCUCACAAAAUACGCCCCAUAUAAACAUAGGAAGUGGGGUUUCUAUCAAUAUCACAUCACCUAAACAGAUAGCUCAACAGUCAGCCUCAAAAUCAUCAGAUAAAAGAUCCGGCUCACUUUCACAAAUACAGCUUAAACAAGGAAGAGAAGGAAAGGAAGGGUCUGUGCACCAUUCUAUCCAGCGUUCUGUUUUUGGAGAGAGAAAUUUCAAUAUUAAUAGCUCCACACACCAGGAGAGCCCCACAGUGAAACUCAUGAAGCAACCAAAGGUGAUAGAUGUUGCAUCUAGAAAAUUAGCAGCAAAGAAGAAGCUCAUUUCUACAAAAACAGCGAACAACGGUUUAGCCAGGAAAGGUGCCAGCAGUUGCCCAUCUAACCUAAACUGUGACUGUUUUGCAACAGACAGAGUUUGCAGUAUUUGCCUUUCAAGGCGUCAGCAAGUUGCCCCUAGGGCAGGUACACCUGGAUUCAGAGCACCAGAAGUAUUAACUAAGUGCCCCACUCAAACAACAGCAAUUGACAUGUGGUCAGCAGGAAUCAUAUUCCUUUCUUUGCUCAGUGGACGGUAUCCAUUUUACAAAGCAAGUGAUGAUUUAACUGCCUUGGCACAAAUUAUGACAAUUCGUGGAUCCAGAGAAACCAUUCAGGCUGCUAAAACGUUUGGUAAAUCAAUACUGUGUACCAAGGAAGUCCCAGCACAAGAUUUAAGAAUCCUCUGUGAAAGGUUGAGAGGAACAAAUAAAUCAACAGGUGAUAUGCACACCAACCCUUCCUGUGAACUUGCUUUGCCAGUUGAGACAGAUAAAGCGGAGUUUGGUUCCCAGACAUUCAGAAAAGAAAUCCACCAUCUGAAAGACAGCCAUUGUGAAAAUGGUGGUGGUAUAGACAUAAAGAUUAGAGAGAAACUAAUGCACACAAAAGGCUGGGACAGAGUUCCUGAUGAGGCUUACGACCUGCUUGAUAAACUACUAGAUCUGAACCCCGCUACAAGAAUAACUGCAAAAGAGGCUCUGAUGCAUCCUUUUUUUAAGGACAUGAGACUGUGAGAGUAUACCCAGUUCUCUUAUUGCCUUGAUAGAUAUUUGCUUUAUAUGAAAAUAUACAGUUGUACAGUAGUAAUUUAAUUUUACAUUCCAUCUUUAACACCUACAAAUCUUUCAAUGAAAUAUAGGUGCUGACAGAUGCUCACUCUUCAGUUUUGAGUUUCUGACACAUACUGAUCACUUUACUUGUGCUAUAAAAACUGCCAGAGAUUUACAAAAGAAAGUUUGGCAGCAUGGGCGGGUAGCGUUGGAUUUGGAACUAUUCUCCUCCUAACCCUCUGUUGGUUGUUACUAGUUAAGUAAGUUUGCUAACCUCUAGCUUCAUGAGUGAAUUACAGUUGGAGUCAAAGUCUGGUAGAAAAGUGUCACAGUACAAAAAAAAAAAAGAAACUGCUGGCAGUCCCAGAUGCCAAGGAUUGAAUAAGCAUUAUAAUCAACACACUUUAACCCCCUCCAUUGCUGAAGCGCGUUGGUGAAGUAAGUGUAGGAAAAGCUGCAUUGCUUGAGGGGGGUGGAGGGAGCAGGCAAAUACUAUGUUUAUGUUAAAAUUCCUGGUAAUUUUUAAAACUAAUGUGAUGGCAACAAGAGGAAUUAUUAAAUGACUCUAGUUAACACAUGCUGGUUACUAUUCUGUCCAUACACAAGCAUCCCUGUUCUGUUCAUUUGAGUCUAUUCACUUCUGAGCCUGUUCUUUUCACACUGGAGAUCCUAGUUAGAUUAUCACUGGUCAUAGUAGUCUCUUCAAAACUUCCUUAGAGAAGACGUUUGCUUUGUAUAAAUCAAGGAUCAGGUAUUGUUUGGUUAGUAGACCCCCAGAAAGGCAUGUAUUCAAAGAAAUGUGUACUCUCUUCCUGCCAUCUGUUUGGGCAGUGGUGAAUACUGCAGUUGCCUGCUAUGUACAACCUGUAUUUUUCUCAAGUGAAGCAACAGAAGUAACUACCAGUGUGAAUCAGCUACCUCCUUGCUGAUUCUGUCAUGUGCCAUAUAGUUGCUGAAACACAACUGCUAUGAAAAAUUAUAUUUUCAUUAAAUAAAGGUUUUGUUUUUAUUAUUAUUU